UUUUCGAUUGAACGAUGAUUUUUUUUUCUCAUCAAUAUUGAUUUUGAAAACCACAUGUAGAUGUAUAAGAAUCCGUUAUAUACGAAUGGAUUUACGCAUAGCAAAAUAUUCACAUGUGAUCAUCAAAUCACGAUUUAUGAAUUUUAUUUUUAUUUUUUUUUGUUCGAAUUUAAAAUCCAAAAUGAAUAAUCGUCUACAAUUAUUAUUGUCAUUAUCUCGAUUUUGUCGAAUGACAACCACACAACAGGUCAUACAAAGACGUAAAUUUGCCACAACAAAUUCUGAUGUUAAUCAUUCUGUACGUGAUUUAAGUUCGGCAUUUUUUCGAACUGAUACUUCUAAUCCAGCCGAACAUAAUGAUCUUCAUCAUGGCCUUUUCUAUCGGAUUCCAAACGAUAUUGCAAAUCGAUUAUUUUUGCUCGGUGGUUUCGAUAAAUGUCAACAAGAAACGAUAAAAAUAUUUCAGGAAACGGCCAUCAUGAUUCGAAAACCAGCAUUAGAAGUGAUUGAUUAUCUUCGACGAACCGAUUUCAAUAGACCGCCAAAUUCUUAUGUUCUUUAUGGACCAAUCGGUUCAGGUAAAACAUUUACAUUGAAUCACAUACUUCAUUAUGGUUUUACGCAAAAAUUCAUCUUACUGAAUUGUACACGACCAACCGAUUGGAUUAAUUAUCCACAAGAACAAACGGUAUCGGCAACCAAUUCGAAACGAAUCGAUACACCACUUGAUGCUGCUAUUUGGCUACAAAGUUUUAAAGCACAGAAUAUGUCAUUGUUGGAUGAAUUGAAAUUAACAUCAUUAAAUCGAUAUACAUGGAGUCAACGUGAACAUACUGAACCAGGUGAUCCGAUUCAAUCGAUUAUCGAUCAUGGUAUUAAUCGAAUCAAACAUGCAAGUGAUUGUAUGGCCGUUUUGCUUAAAGAAUUAAAAUUAAAUUCAGCUCAAGGUAAUUGCCGCUUAUUGAUCGUUGCGGACAAAGUGAAUGCCUUUUAUGAAUUAUCAAGACUUCGAUUUCCCGAUAGAACAUUUGUCAACGUUGAUGAUAUUACAAUAGCACGUGCAUUUAAAAAAUUAUUUCGUAAAGAUUGGCAGAAUGGUGCUAUAGUGGCGGCUGUUUGUAAAAAAUUAGUCGUUCCAUAUCGAUUGUUGCCGAUUUCUGGUAUACCGAAAAAAGAAAAAGAUCGUGAUCGUACAUACAAACAAUGGGGUCCAUUCACUGUUAAACAUCUUAGUGAUUAUCCAAAAGCCUUAUUAACCGAUCAAGGAUUUCAAGAUUUCGAUCCAUUCAUACCAAUUGAAUGUGGUAAAUAUGAUGAAAAAGAAUUUCAUAGCUGUAUGGAUUAUUAUCAAGAUCGUAAAUGGCUUCAACGAAUUGAAAGUAAAACUGAUGAAGGUCAAGAUGAAAUACGAUUCUUAUCAGGCAUGAAUCCUGGUCAAGUUUUUCAUCUUUGUAGUGAUAUUUAAAGAAUAUAGUGGAAAAUUUAAAUUCUUUAUUUGUAAAUAUUUCUUUUUCUUUUUAAAAAUAAUAUAAAACAAUUAACAAUUUUGA
Dermatophagoides farinae (American house dust mite) is the source of this 1550-nucleotide messenger RNA. RefSeq names its product mitochondrial ribosomal protein S29 (gene mRpS29). The record is from RefSeq and is a predicted model, not a curated record. Gene Ontology annotation, biological process: apoptotic process. Gene Ontology annotation, cellular component: mitochondrial ribosome; mitochondrial small ribosomal subunit. Gene Ontology annotation, molecular function: structural constituent of ribosome. NCBI's taxonomy places the organism in Eukaryota, Metazoa, Arthropoda, Arachnida, Sarcoptiformes, Pyroglyphidae.